AAAUACGCGCUUCCUAUUGGUCCAAAAUUUAUCCCUCGGAUAGCCAAAUAUGAGAAUAACCGUCGAUGAAUACGACGUCGUAUCCGUUAUCCUUUCUUCCUUUCUUUCUGUUUUCGUCUCAGCGCUACGACCUCUGUGCAGACUGCCUAGCGCCACAAACCCAAUGAUGGGGUUGCAGAGUACAUCCAUUCGAACCCUAAAACUGGCGGCGCUCCCUGUGUUAAUUUCUUCUUCUUCACAAUUCGUUUUCCGGACAGUAACCAAAACCCUAACGGCGGCUCUGGUUUCCCGCCAGAGACCUCGCUUCACUCUGCUUGCCAGGGCUCUCUCAGCUCAAGCCGUUCAAGCCGCUCCUGCCGCAGAAAUCUCCGACAAUAAAGUUCUGAGGCCGCAGUGGAGAGCGGCAAUAGAUUUCAAGUGGAUAAGGGACAAUAAGGAAGCGGUUGCUGCUAAUAUUAAGAAUAGGAAUUCAAAUGCCAAUCUGGAGCUUGUGCUUCAACUUUAUGAUAAAAUGUUGAAUCUUCAGAAGGAAGUUGAGCGGCUUCGAGGGGAGAGGAAUGUGGUUGCAAACAAGAUGAAAGGAAAAUUGGAACCAUUGGAGCGUCAAAAGCUCAUAGAAGAAGGAAAGAAUCUGAAGGAAGGGUUGAUGGCUUUGGAAGAAGACCUCAUCAAACUAAGAGAUGAGCUUCAGGGAGAAGCACAGUGUAUACCGAAUAUGACUCACGCAGAUGUUCCAAUUGGUGGAGAGGAUAGUUCGAAAAUUAGGAAUUUGGUUGGUAGCCAACAUGAGUUCAAGUUCCCUGUCAAGGAUCACCUUCAACUUGGAAAAGAACUUGAUCUUUUUGAUUUUGAUGCUGCUGCUGAGGUAAGUGGUUCAAAAUUUUACUACCUGAAGAAUGAAGCAGUGAUGCUGGAGAUGGCCCUUAUCAACUGGACACUCUCAGAAGUCAUGAAAAGGGGCUUCACACCACUAACAACCCCAGAAAUUGUUAGAUCCUCUGUUGUUGAAAAAUGUGGUUUCCAACCUCGUGGAGAGAAUACUCAGGUUUACUCCAUUGAGGACAGUGACCAGUGUCUCAUAGGGACUGCAGAGAUCCCUGUGGGGGGAAUUCAUAUGGAUUCUAUUCUUCCUGAGUCAUUGUUGCCCUUGAAAUAUGUUGCAUUUUCUCAUUGUUUUCGAACUGAGGCUGGUGCUGCUGGAAUGGCAACUAGGGGUCUUUAUCGAGUCCAUCAGUUCAGCAAGGUGGAAAUGUUCAUUUUAUGCCGAGGAGAGGAAAGUGAUUCCUUUCAUGAGGAGCUUAUAAAACUUGAAGAAGAACUCUUCUCAUCUCUAGGAUUACACUUUAAAACUUUGGAUAUGGCUACAGGAGAUUUGGGUGCUCCUGCUUAUCGCAAAUUUGAUAUAGAGGCAUGGAUGCCAGGUUUGGGACGGUAUGGUGAGAUAUCUAGCGCAUCAAAUUGUACAGACUACCAAAGUCGCCGACUUGCAAUCCGAUAUCGUCCCUCAGAAUCACAAUCAACAACAAAUCCUAAGAAAGGCAAAAGCAAUCUUGCACCAACACAAUUUGUUCACACACUAAAUGCAACAGCCUGUGCAGUCCCUCGGAUGCUGGUGUGCUUGCUGGAGAAUUAUCAGCAAGAGGAUGGGUCUGUUAUAAUCCCGGAUCCAUUGAGGCCUUUCAUGGGAGGGAUUUCGCAUAUUUCUCCUAAAUUCAGAUAAAAUAUUAUUACUUGUUGGAAAUUUCUUGCAUCGUCAUGGAGGCUUAGCUUUUACGUGUGCAAAUUUACAUGUUUUUUGCACAAUAAAUGGGCAAAAAGGAAAAGAAAAGAGGAACUGAAAAUAACUUUUGGAGGAAAGUUGAGGGAAAAAAUUGACAGAAAUGGGCUCUUCUAUUUAUGAA
Messenger RNA from Rubroshorea leprosula, 1901 nucleotides. NCBI's taxonomy places the organism in Eukaryota, Viridiplantae, Streptophyta, Magnoliopsida, Malvales, Dipterocarpaceae. The record is from the annotation of a GenBank genome assembly.